Molecule: messenger RNA, 2858 nt
Organism: Gadus morhua (Atlantic cod)
Lineage: Eukaryota; Metazoa; Chordata; Actinopteri; Gadiformes; Gadidae
Product: mitoferrin-2
Exons: 4
Coding region: 207-1415 (402 amino acids)
Biological process (GO): iron import into the mitochondrion
Cellular component (GO): mitochondrial membrane
Molecular function (GO): ferrous iron transmembrane transporter activity
Source: RefSeq, a predicted model, not a curated record
UGCAAUCGGCUCCGCCCCCAAACCCCGAAGCAGUCGUGCUUUGACCGGGACGGCGCCACUUUUGCUAGUGCGUCAGCACCCGGCUGCUCUAUCUCACCGUAGGACAACGAAACCAUCGUCCACGCCGGUAGACUAGGCCAGGGUGGCCAUAGUCUUGGCAUAGUCUUCGAACCGGCUAUCUUACCAACCUGUUUAAAGCGAUUUAAAUGGAAGCGGACGGUUUCUUGUCGCGGCGAAUGGCCGUGGAAGCACCAGGCGUCGACAGCGGGGUCACAGCCGCCACGGCCGGUGCAGAGAUCCGGUGGCUCAGCGGCCGGUUUCUAAACACUAGUGGAUUAGUUGGUGGGUUCUCGGCAAGGUCAGUAGGAGUGGAACCGGACUUUGCUGUAACAUCUCACCGGACACCACCGGAGCUGUGUUCAGCUGCUGCCGAGCCAGACGUGGACUACGAAGGACUUCCUCAAGGAGUAUCGACCACCACACACAUGUUAGCUGGAGCUGUGGCUGGCAUCAUGGAGCACUGCUUAAUGUACCCCAUCGACUGUGUCAAGACGCGGAUGCAGAGCCUGCAGCCUGAUCCUGGCGCCCGCUACCGCAGUGUGACGGACGCCCUGCGGCAGAUCGUCCGCACUGAGGGGGUCUGGCGUCCGGUCCGUGGCGUCAACGUGAUGGCUGUCGGGGCAGGGCCGGCCCACGCUCUUUACUUUGCCUGCUAUGAGAAGAUCAAGUUCACCCUCAGCGACGCCGUCCACCCCGGCGCCAACAGCCACUUCGCCAACGGAGUGGCUGGCUGCAUGGCCACAGUGCUCCACGACGCUGUGAUGAACCCAGCUGAAGUGGUGAAGCAGCGGGUGCAGAUGUUCAACUCCCCGUACCGCGGAGUGAUGGACUGUGUGGGGGCCACGCUGCGGCGCGAGGGCCCCGGGGCCUUCUACCGCAGCUUCACCACACAGCUCACCAUGAACGUGCCCUUCCAGGCGCUGCACUUCAUGACCUACGAGUACCUGCAGGAGCUGCUCAACCCCCACCGCCACUACGACCCCUCCUCCCACAUGGUGUCAGGAGCUCUGGCCGGGGCGAUCGCCGCUGCCGCCACCACACCGCUGGACGUGUGCAAGACCCUCCUCAACACGCAGGAGGCGCUGGUGCUCCCCGUGGCGGCAGCGGCGUCAUCGGCGGCCGCGACUCCGCCAAACGCAGCGGCGCGCCAGAUCUCGGGUCUGGGCGAGGCGUUCCGGACGGUGUACCGGAUGGGCGGGGCCCCAGCGUUCUUCAAGGGCGUGCAGGCGCGUGUCAUCUACCAGAUGCCGUCCACCGCUAUCAGCUGGUCGGUGUAUGAGUUCUUUAAGUAUGCGCUCACCGAGCGCCAGCACCGCCGCCGCCUGCGCCCCCCGGAGCGUGAUGUAGACAACUGACCGCUCUCACGACCCCCCCCCCCCCCCCCCCCUCGCAGUUUGUCUUUUGACGCACAGAACCAACCGCUAGCCGAGUUAGCCUCUCUGUAGUCAGGGGUAACAAGGUUAGAGGGUCCGAUAACACUUUUCAGUUGAGCUACCCAGUAGGCUGUAACGAUGAAUUGGUAAUAGAUGGCCAUUUCACAAACACUCUUUUUUUUUUGGGGGGGUGUUUUCAUCAGCUCCCAUCCAAAUGGGUGCUGUGAUCCAUUGCAUAAUAUAACAUCCCAGGUCCAUUACUUUCAACAAAAAAAAAUUGUCAUUAUUAAUUUUCCCUGCCAAAUAUUAUUAAUAUCUCUAUAAUACAAAUGACGGACUAAAUAUCCGAUAGUUUCUAAUCAUCAGGAAAUCCCCUCCACAUAUAUAACACACUCCGCACUUUAUUAUUAAUUCAGCCUUGUUGUUAUAACCACAAGGGGGCGCCUCUCUACCGUAGAAAUGACUGGGAACGGAUGGGAAACUUGUAUUCCGAUAGAAACUAGAUGGAGAAAAUUCCCAGUGUAAUAAGCAAAAUAGAAAGAGAUUUAAAAGCUUAAAAUCCUUAGUGAAUGAAUCAAAAGUCUAUUUUUAAAUCAAAAUGCGCGCUGAUAUGUGUGUUUGUGUUUAAGUGAGGGAGAGUACAGUUACAAAGUGGCUGGAACGUGAACGGUAUUCGUCUUGGACGCCGUCUCGUGUUCCUGAAACAUUAAAUCGGAAAUGUAAAUUACUUGUACCGUUCAAUUGACCAUUUAGCAAGUUAACGCCUAAGCUGUGAGGACAAAUGGUCUACCGGUAGUUAUGAUUUGACUGGUGGUUUGAUACAUCGCCCGGUUCCCUUCAGUUCUUUCCAAGCAAACCCAGGGGCCACGUGUUUUGCCCCUGGAGGAAUGCAAAGACAUUUUGUUCUGCAGAUGCGCGCUUACAGGAAAUUAAAGGAUACUUGUCUUGAAGUAACUUCGAUACUUCACACCAUGGCCUUACAAUCAGCCGCCAUGUACCACACGCACAAAUACUAUGUUAUAUUUAAAUCAUGUCUAUUGAAGCCAUGCAACAAUAAAUGGAUGUGUAUAAAUUAUUAUAAUUAUUUACAGCCCAUGCAUUAUUAUAGAUGCACUCAACAUCUAUGUUUGGGGGUGAACACUGCUUCUCUGUUGUGAAAUCUAAAUAAACGAGAGGUUUCUGAUGGCUGCGCAGUAUGAAGAAGUCUUUAAACUAAAACGAUCCCAGAGCAAAGACAAGAUGGACAAACGGCAGGGUUAGAAACCGCCGAACAAAAGGGACUGAACCCGCAGGUGAUGAAGAUGGUAUGCACGUGUGAAACGCUUGACACUAAAAGAGAAGCCUGUAUUUUGUGAAUUGUAAAUAAACCCAGGGCAGCUCCUCGCAGAAGCAGGGUCUUCUCUUGGCGCUGCCACAUGUUUCUAA